AUGUCACAAUUAUCGAUUAGUAAUCCAAUUACAUUCUAUGCACAAAAUACUUUUCAAACACUUUCGUUUUUUGGAUUAUUUAUUGGAGGAAUCAUCCUGACUGGAGCAUGGUUUGGUUUAAUUAUAGCAUUAGUAAUUGCUUACUUUAGUUCAUUUUUAUUGAAUAAAUUUUUAUUUCGUAAACAAUUACCAGUACCAUCUAAAAGUUGUGUAUUAGUUACUGGAAGUAGUGCAGGUAUUGGUUUAGAUGCUGUAUUAAGAUUAUCGAAAAUUGGUUUUACUGUCUUUGCUGGUGUGCGUAAAAAAAGCGAUGGUGAAAAAAUAAAAGAACUAGCCGGAAGUUCAAAUGCUAGUCGUAUCAUACCAGUUAUUCUUGAUAUAACAAAAUCUGAUGAAAUAAAACAAUCAGUUGAAACAAUAACACAACAUCUUUCAAAUAAUAAUAGUAAAUUAUUAGCCAUUGUUAAUAAUGCUGGUUACGGAGAAAUACUACCUGUAGAAAUAUUACCAUUAGAUAAAUUACGUUAUCAAUUUGAAGUCAAUCUUUUUGGUCACGUUGGCAUAAUUCAAGCAUUGUUACCAUUACUCAGACAAGCAUCAUCAUUAGAGCAUAGUGCACGUAUUAUAUUUAUUAGUUCAGGAUUAGGUCGUAUCAGUAUGCCAAGUUAUGGAGCAUACGCUGGUUCAAAAUUUGCAUUAGAAGCAUUAGCAGAUGCAUUAAGAAUUGAAUUAAAAAAAUGGUCUAUUUCAGUUAGUAUUAUUGAGCCUGGUCGAAUUGAAUCAAAGUUUACGAAUGUAAGUGAAAAUAUAAUUAAAGAGAAUAUGAAAUCAAUAAAUAAUAUAAAUAAAAUUGAUCAAUCAAUAUUUAAUUCUUAUCAAUCUUCAAUGGAUAAAAGUGGUGAUUCAGCAGCUCGUGGUCAUGUGUCCAUAUGUAGUGAUGCAAUACAAUCAGCUAUAUUAGAAGCUAAACCAUUAGAGCGAUAUAUGGCUGUUUGUAACAAUCCAGUCCCUUAUCCAGUUUUGGAUUUUGCAACACCAGCAUCACUGCAAAUUCUCAGUGCUAAAUCACAUUGGAAUGCAGAUGAUACAUUAAGAACGCCACCAAACUAUUUUAUCAAAGCUACGGUAUGGGAUGAAUUUAGUAUGAAGUCAGUUGUUUUAUGUCUUUAUUGA
Messenger RNA from Didymodactylos carnosus, 1173 nucleotides. The record is from the annotation of a GenBank genome assembly. NCBI's taxonomy places the organism in Eukaryota, Metazoa, Rotifera, Eurotatoria, Philodinida, Philodinidae.